AUGUUAAAUCUAAAUAAAUCAUUUAAAAUUAUAAAUUAUAGUUUUUUAAUUAAAAAUGUUAUUAGGAAUUAUGGAAGUAAUAAAUCAAUACCAACAAUUAUAACGAAACCUAAAGAAAAUAUAAAAAAUAUAAAUGAAAUUAAAGAAACAAAGAUAAAAAUUAAGAAUAAUAAUAAUAAUAAUGAUCAUUCAACAGAGAAUAGUUUAGUUGUAAAGAAAUUUAAUAACUCACAUAUUAUGGAAAGAGAUCCACAAGAUAGAUCAUUGUCAUUGAAACAAUAUUUUGAAAAAUUAGCAGAUCGUGGUGAUGUCGAUAGAAUGUUACAAGUUGCAAGACGUAUGCCAGAAAGAAGAACGGCAUAUGCAUAUGAUAAAUUAAUAUUUGCAUGUUCAAAAGCACAUAAAUUCAAUCAAUCAUGGAAAAUCUAUAAUGAUAUGAAAAAAGAUAAUAUCAAACCUAGUAUUCACGUGUUUGGUAAUUUGGUGGACAUUUGUAAUCAUUCAACUAGUAUUGACUCAAACAAAAUCCAAGAAAGAGUCAAUAAAAUCAUUGAAGAAAUCGAUAAAUAUCAAGUACCAGUCUCAAUAAACUUUUUCAAUAUCUUAAUGAAAACAAUGAUCACCAUUGGCAAUAAUGAUCAAGCCAUCACUAUGAUUGAUAAAAUGAAAGAUUCUGGAAUUAGACCAGACAUAACAAGCUACACAACUUGGAUUAAAGCAAUCAGUGAGAAAUAUUUAGCAGAUAAUUAUUUAAAUAAAAAAGAAUUAAUAAAGGAAUUAAAUAAACCAAAUAAAAACACCUCUGAAAUGGAUGAAUUACGUGCAGAAGGUAAUAAACAAAUCGAUUUUUAUAUGACUUUAGUUAAAAAAGUUAAAAUGGCUCAAAUUUCACCUGAUCGUUAUUUCAUAAAUACUAUACUCAAUGCUUGUAAACAAACAAAGAAUCCUUCUGGUGUUUUCCAAGUUUGGGAUACUCUUAAAGAAAUGCGUUUUACUCAACAUUUAAAUCCUGAUACUAAAACUUAUGAUAUUUUAAUAUCAACUUGUAAUAAUAUUGAUGAUUUUGAUAAAUCAUUAGAAAUUUUUGAAGAAAUUUUUUCAAAAAAUAUUAGACCAGAUAUUCAUUUAGUUAAUAACAUGUUUAGAACUUGUUUAAGAAUUGCAAGUUGUAGAAAGAUAUCAAAAAAAGAAAAUUUAGAUGAAGAAAUAAUUAUAAAUAGAAUCAUUGAUUAUAUGUCUGCUUAUAGUUUACAACCAAAUGAAGAAUCUUUUUCAGUUUUAAUUUCAACUUAUUCAAAAUUAAAAAAUUAUGUUAAAGUUUAUGAAUUAUUAUUAGAAAUGAAAGAAUUAAAUAUAUCACCAAAUAUAAAACAUUAUUCAGGUAUAAUUAGUUCAUUCUCAAAAGAUACAGAGAAAUGUUUAGAGAUUCUUAGAAUUUGUGUUUCUCAAAAAAUUGUUUUGACUCCUGAUUUUAUAUCAAAUGUACAAAAAAGUAUUAGUAGACAUAAAGGUGAUGUUGAACAAUUUUCAAAAUUAUUAAGAGAACAUGAUUCAUAUGCAAUUGAAAAAAAAAUUAAAAAUAAAUAA
Messenger RNA from Dictyostelium discoideum AX4, 1587 nucleotides. RefSeq lists its product as hypothetical. Lineage: Eukaryota; Evosea; Eumycetozoa; Dictyosteliales; Dictyosteliaceae. The coding region runs from base 1 to 1587 and encodes 528 amino acids. The transcript has 3 exons. The record is from RefSeq and is a predicted model, not a curated record.